Drepanopeziza brunnea f. sp. 'multigermtubi' MB_m1 is the source of this 1164-nucleotide messenger RNA. RefSeq lists its product as uncharacterized. Gene Ontology annotation, cellular component: extracellular region. The record is from RefSeq and is a predicted model, not a curated record. Lineage: Eukaryota; Fungi; Ascomycota; Leotiomycetes; Helotiales; Drepanopezizaceae. Gene Ontology annotation, molecular function: chitinase activity; chitin binding. Gene Ontology annotation, biological process: chitin catabolic process; carbohydrate metabolic process.
AUGUUGCUCCGGUGUUCGUUCUUCAUGAUAUUCAUGGCUCUCACAGCCAAUGCGAGGUACAUCAUGUAUUUGACGGGACAGCACAAUGAUGUUCCGGAGCCUGAACUAAUUUCAGAAAUAACCCACGUUGCUAUAGCCUUCAUGCAGUCUUCAACUUUCAACCAGGAAAAUCCAUCUACAUGGCCAUUCUUCACGACUGUAGAAGAAGUACGGUCAAAGUUUGCCAAUGGUACAUCAAUCAUGGUAGCAAUAGGCGGAUGGGGUGACACUGGUUUUCCGAUAGCUGCUGCAACAGAGGAUAGCCGAAAGUUGUUUGCGAGGAACGUGAGGGCUAUGGUUGAGCACACAGGAGCAGAUGGUGUUGAUAUCGACUGGGAAUACCCUGGAGGUAAUGGCGAAGACUACAAGCGGAUCCCCAAUUCCGAUAAAGAGUGGGAAAUCUCAGCAUAUCCCCUUCUCCUAUCAGAAAUUCGUGCUGCUCUCGGUUCCUCCAAGGUUAUGUCAGCAGCUGUACCUGGUCUACGAAGAGACAUGCUGGCUUUCACCAACGUCACCGUACCGUUGAUCAGCCAAUCGGUGGACUUUUUCAAUAUUAUGACCUACGAUCUCAUGAACCGGAGAGACGUAGUCACAAAGCAUCAUACCGGGGUCGAACUAUCUAUUGAUGCCAUUAAUGCGUACCUUGAUAAUGGACUAGCUCCAGAGAACGCUAAUUUGGGCUUUGCAUUCUAUGUGAAGUGGUUCAAGACAGAUCCUCAGGGGAACUGCGGCUCGAGCUUACCCAUCUGUAAGACCGUUCUGAUGGAAGACCCAGAGACGGGAGCCGAUCUCGGACAGGCUGGAGGCUUCUCUUGGAUCGACACUGUCCCAUCCGAAGUGGAAAGUUCGUUCCGAAAAGCUUUGAAAGACGGCAGAUAUGAUGCUGUUCAUGGAGGACAUUAUUACUGGGACGAGAUUGAGAACAUCUGGUGGUCUUGGGACACCCCAGAGGCAAUUCUGAAGAAGUUUCCUUCCAUUGUAGAGGAAAAGAAGUUGGGAGGUGUGUUUGCUUGGGGUCUGGGUGAGGACUCCAAGGACUGGGCUCAUCUGGAGGCGUUGACGGCGGGUGUCAAACAUCACCAGCUUGGUGCCGGUGGCUCGAGAGUAUACAGGGACGAGUUGUGA